This is a messenger RNA of Salmo salar (Atlantic salmon), 2555 nucleotides long. The record is from RefSeq and is a predicted model, not a curated record. Lineage: Eukaryota; Metazoa; Chordata; Actinopteri; Salmoniformes; Salmonidae.
GAAGGGAAACGGAUGUCUGCCAUGGUAAACUUGUUAAUAGUUGGUUACUGUAUGGCUGGUACACCAACAACAUCUGGGAGUAUGCAUGCAUGUGUGUUACUGUCUCAUGCAGUCCCACCCUCUCAGUUCCCAGAUCCUGAGCAGGGUAUUUGAGUUUUCAAAUGACUGCAGAUGUGGGAAUGUAUAUAUUUUUUAUUAAUACUUUUUUGCAGUUUUGUGUUGAUACAAAUGUAUUUUCCCUUCCCCUAUCGAAUUGUUUAUUUUGUAAAUGUUUUCACCCCCGUCCAGUUGGUGGCAACAAUACACCAUUUGUAGUUCGUCAUGAAACCCAAAGAAGUAGUAAAAGGAAGUAGAAUUAGAGACUAGUUUGUUUUGGUUAUGAAAAUUCCUUGCGGACUGAAGACCCACUGACUGAACGGACUAGGCCGACUACCCACCUCUCAGUCGAAAAAUGUCUAAACUACAGUCGUUUCGUGAGUUUUUAAAUGAGCGUUUAACAGCGUCUGCCUUGGAGAUUUUCGCGGCAGUUGAGAAAACGGUGGCAGAGUACCAGGAGGAGAAUGAUCGGCUACGGAGAUUGUUGCGGAUCACCCCGAAGAUAAAACUAUGUGGAAUUGACUCCCUGCAACUCUCUCUCGCUGUCUCUGAAGAGGAUGUUCCCUUUGAGCAGCAAUGGAGCACCAGACUGGGGCAGGAGGAACCAGAGCCUAUACAGAUUAAAGAGGAACAGGAGGAACUCUGGACCAGUCAGGAGAAAGUGAAGCUUCAAGGGAUGGAGGUUGAUAUCAUAGAGUUCAUAUGCACUCCUCCUUGUGUGAAAAGUGAAUGUGAUCAGGAGGAUCCACUUCAGUCCUUGACUCUUCUCGAAACCCAGACUGUGGUGAACGGAGAGAGUCACUGUAAACCAGUGGAUCUCAAACCUUUUGGCAAUGUGACCCACAUAAAUAAUCAAAACAAGAACUCCAGCCACACCACAUCUAAAAGAACUCUAUGCUGCCAUGACUGUGGUAAAACAUUUGCUCUGAAAGCUGACCUGCAGAGGCAUUUGACUCUCACCAAGAUGAGACCCAGGGAAUGCCGAUUCUGCAAAAAACACUACAAUUCCACCUGUAAACUGAAAGCCCAUGUCCGACUCUGUCACGUGGAGAAACCCUGCCCAAUUUGUGGCAAGACCUUCAAAUACAAAGGUGUUAUGUCCAGGCACAUGAUGACUCAUACAGGAGAGACAAGAGAGAAACCAUUUAGCUGUGGUGACUGUGGGAAGAGCUUCAAACGCAAGCAGCACCUAACCAACCAUGUACGGAUUCACACAGGAGAAAAACCAUUUAGCUGUGGAGACUGCGGGAAAAGCUUCAUUCAGAAGGGACAUCUAACCGAACAUAUUCGAACCCACACAGGAGAGAAACCAUUUAGCUGUAGUGACUGUGGGAAAAGCUUUAGUUACAAGGGGGACCUAAGGAGGCAUAUGCUGACUCACACCGGAGAGAAACCAUUUAGCUGUAGUGACUGUGGGAAAAAAAGCUUUAAUCAGAAGUGGCUCUUAAACGAACAUAUACGGACUCACACAGGAGAGAAAUCAUUUCAUUGUAGUGACUGCGGGAAAAGCUUUAGUUACAAGGGGGACCUAAGGAGGCAUAUGCUGACUCACACCGGAGAGAAACCAUUUAGCUGUAGUGACUGUGGGAGAUGUUUCAAUCAUAAGGGGCACCUAAGGAAGCUUAUACUGACUCACACAGGAGUAAAACCAUUUAGCUGUGGUGAUUGCGGGAAAAGCUUCUAUCAGAAGGGACACCUAAAUGAACAUAUUCGGACUCACACAGGAGAGAAACAACAUGUCUGCUCAGUAUGUGGUAAAGGAUUCACUCAGAAGGCUCAUCUGGUGAGGCAUGUAAAUAACGUCCACAAAGAGAGAAAACAGGACGAAAACGGGAAAUAAGAAAACAUUUGGAGAAAGAUCUUCUGUCAGAAGAUUGGAAUAAAAAAGGCAGGAUGUAGACAGGAAAACACGAAGGAAAGCAAAAUAAGUGUGGGUCAUUCAUGCUGUAGGUUUCAGAUAUUCUAUAGGCCUACAUCUUUGGGGUAAGUGUAGCGACCUUGUUAGCCUAAUGGUUUUUGGAUAGUCGAAGGAACUGUGGUUUGAGUCCUGGUCGGAUUUGUUUUUGUUCACCAUGUCAUUCUUAAUCCAGCCCUGCCUAGGUCCUUGGUGGCUUAAAUAUAUUGUUCUAAACGGGUUGAUUUUUCUUCCUAAUCAUGUUUCUUUAUAACCACAGUAAGGAAAGGUGAUAGAUAGCCUAUUCAUAUUUUGCUCUGAAUUUGCCACCCAAAGCAGUUUGUCAGGGGCUAUGUUUUAGGCCUCUCAAAUAUGUACAAAUACAUCAUACAAGGGAGCAUAUGUAUUCCAUUAUCUGUAUAAUGGACAGAAGAUUGCUGUUCAAGGUCAUGUAUACUGCUCAAAAAAAUAAAGGGAACACUUAAACAACACAUCCUAGAUCUGAAUGAAAGAAUUAAUCUUAUUAAAUACUUUUUCUUUACAUAGUUGAAUGUGCUGACAACAA